AGAUUUUUGUUUGUGUGUUUUUCAGAACAGUUGUCAUCUAGAUUGUGAGGAUGAAGACCCUUACGCUGGCAUCACUGUGUGUUUUGGUGUUUCUUUCUGACUCGGUGGCGUCCGGUGCUCUUGAUCUUCUGCAGGACACUGCUGCGAGUUGGACGGGGAGAUUGCCGUGUGGUGGAUGGGAUUGUGAAUGUGCAUUCAAAGGACAGCAGGGUUGCUGUUGUGCUGCAAAGCCACUGUUUGAUCUGGAGGAGUUCACCUUCAUGCGUAUGGUUGGCUUGUGGGAUGGACUUUCUCGCCUUAACAGUCAAAUAAAUGAAGUGACAGCUGGAUGUAAAAUAGCCUUCACUGCUAAUAUUCUGCCGAUGACCGGAUGUAUCGGGCCUUUCACCAGCAAUGUGUCCAUCUCUUACCAGUCUGUGUCACUCAAUCAAGGCAAUGGAUACAAUCCUGCACUGGGUAUCUUCACAGCUCCGCACGCUGGCCUCUACUCUUUCUCCUUCACCGCCUAUUCCAGAGUCGGUGAUACAGAUCGACUUUACCAGAAGAUGCAGUUGGUAAAGAACGGUCAGGUGAUCGCUUCGUCCUGGGAAGAUAACCGUGAGGAUUCAGAAGACAGCAGUAGUCAGACUGUACUUCUCAAGGUUCAGCGUGGCUCUCAGGUUUACGUCGAGCUGCUCUCAGGCAGACAGCUGUGUGGAGAUACACAGGGCAGCAAUGCAUUCAGUGGAUAUCUCAUCUAUCCAUUCACUGAGGAAUAAGAGAGAAACCUUUAACAUGUAAUACAUAUAAUGCUUUAUUAUACAGUAAAAAUCACACUUAUGACAGCGCUUAUGUAACAGUAGACAUUCUUUAAUAUAAACUGAUGUGCAAAUAAAUCUGUACAAAUGUAAAUCUGAAA
This is a messenger RNA of Misgurnus anguillicaudatus (oriental weatherfish), 898 nucleotides long. The record is from RefSeq and is a predicted model, not a curated record. Lineage: Eukaryota; Metazoa; Chordata; Actinopteri; Cypriniformes; Cobitidae.